This is a messenger RNA of Trichophyton benhamiae CBS 112371, 1107 nucleotides long. RefSeq lists its product as uncharacterized. NCBI's taxonomy places the organism in Eukaryota, Fungi, Ascomycota, Eurotiomycetes, Onygenales, Arthrodermataceae. Gene Ontology annotation, biological process: transmembrane transport. The record is from RefSeq and is a predicted model, not a curated record. Gene Ontology annotation, molecular function: transmembrane transporter activity. Bases 1 to 1107 code for a protein of 368 amino acids. The transcript has a single exon.
AUGGGUAUGUUGAACCGUUCCUUGUGUAAAUUGUGGAUUGCUAACGUGGCUAUCAAGGCGUUUUAUAUCAACCUUGUCCUAGCUGCCGUGAAGGCACCAGUGCUCCUACUCCUGGUUCCCGACUAUCUGCCUAAACCCCACAAGGGAGCUCUUCAAAAGCUGAAAGAGUUAGACAUCAUCGGUAUGGUUCUUAAUGCCGGGAUAUAUGUUGGAUGGGUAAUUCCGAUGACCUUUGCUUCCACUCUCUGGGGAUGGUCCGAUAAUCGCACAAUUGCCUCGUUCGUCGCCUUUGGUGUUAUCUUUAUUGCAUUUGCAAUUCAGCAGGGCAUUCCUCUCUUCACAACCCUAGAGAGACGUGUCUUUCCUGCCCAGUUCUUGAGGCGCACAGUGAUGAUCCUCUUAUACGUCAGCACGUCCUGCACGAAUUCCGCCCUUCUCGUCCCUGCCUACUAUAUACCGCUAUUUUUCCAGUUUACCAGAGGUGAUAGUCCUGUGGAUGCUGCAGUACGUCUCCUUCCUCUGAUCAUUCUUGCUAUUGUAUCGGUUAUGGUUCAGGGGAUCACUAUGCCCUUAGUUGGAUACUACGCUCCAUACUACGCCAUAAGUGGUGUCUUGAUAGUAAUCGGCUCAGCUCUGAUGUCGACGGUUGGUGUGGAUACUCCAGUUGGCAAUAUCUAUGGAUAUAGCAUCAUUAUUGGAAUUGGAACCGGACUUGGUGUUCAAGCUUCCUAUGGAGUUGCAGCCGCGAAAGUCAAGGAAGAUGAGGUUCAGCAUGCUAUUAACUAUAUCAACUUGGCUCAAAUCGGAGCUGAGACCAUCUCUAUUACUGUUGCUGGAACCAUUUUCCAACAGCUGGCGUUCAAGAAUCUUUCCAAAUACUUGGCUGGACGAGGCUAUACUUCUGCAGAGCUUAUUGCCGCCAUUGCUGGGACACAAUCUAUCAUCCUCCAGAACGGCUCUGAGGAAGUUAGGUCGCUGGCGAUCGAGGCUAUCGUGGAAGCUAUGAAGAAAGUCUACAUUUCUAUGAUUGCAGCUGGAGCCCUUCAGGUGAUAUGUUCGGUCUUCCUCCCUCGAGAGAAACUCUUCAUGAAGCCUGCAGCCGCAUAA